Molecule: messenger RNA, 12582 nt
Organism: Heterotrigona itama
Lineage: Eukaryota; Metazoa; Arthropoda; Insecta; Hymenoptera; Apidae
Source: the annotation of a GenBank genome assembly
AUGAAAUUAACACGGUAAUUCCUACUUUGAUAAAAUUUCGGAAAAACGACAGCUACGAAAGAUUUUCUGUUUCAAAUUCACUUUUGAAAUGAAAUGUCUAAUCGAUAGUACGGGCAAGCAAGGUCAAUUCGCAGAUUGGAAACUGGCGGAGGUCCUUAUCUUUUCAGGAACCUUUUCCUGUCGAAUAAUUUCUUCUUUUUUUUUUUCUUUUGCUCUGUGAACGAGAUUUCGUCGGCCUUUUACAUUUACGAUUGUGGCACGGAACCGGUCAGCCGUGCCGAUUGUGCAGAUCGUCGCACGUGAUACUCGCGAAUGAAAAGCCGGGAUUUCGCGGCGCAAGUGGGUGCGCGAAAUAAGGGUAUAACGACGGAGAUAAGUCGGAUAAAAGAAAAAGAAAAAAAAUUCCUGUAGACUGUAAUCGGGGGAACUUUCUUCUCUAAAGGGGGAGAACCUCUAAAUUUCAGGAUAUUGGAUUGGAACCGGAUGUUUCUCGUCUUUCACGUUACGGUAAAUUAAAAUUGGGAGGGGGAUUGAUUCGCGUUUAUAAUUAAUGUUUUGUUUUAUUUACACAUUAUUUGUACCGUUUUGUUUAUACAGAGGCAGACUCUUCGAGUAUUACCGUAAACACGUCGAGACGGUUCGAGAUUAUACAUCGAUGUUAAACUGUAUAUAGUACACGCAAAUACACGUCACAGUAGGAUAACUUGCUCCGUACCUAGGGAUUGGUAGAAUUUAGUUUAACCAAACUUUCUGGACACUGAUUGGCAACGCUUGACUUGUAAAGGCUGAGUAAUAGAUGUUCGCUAUCGAAGAUUAAUUGGCGAAGCUUCGCUUCCGUCUCAAAAGACCUGGUGAUUAAACCGUUCGUUUUAAUUUUUGCAAAAAACGCUAUUUUAAUGUUUAAAUAAAUACUUCGCUUCGUCGGAUGAACGUGCUUGAGUUUCGUUCUAUUUCGCGUGCAAUAUUUUUCCUCUUCUUGACUUCUCGUUAUCGCACACGACACACAGUUUCAGAGUAUCUAGAACGAUGCAUCUAUCAGCAAAUGCUUCACUUUAUUGAUUCAUUUUCCUCGCUCUAAAUAUCUCUCAUCUCAAGAGAUCUGGUCUGAUUUUUGUAAAACAAAAAAAAAAAAUACUAUUAUUCAAAUACUUUACUUCAUCAAACAAAUGUGCUUGACUGUCGAUCCAUUUCGCUCGCAACAUUUUCCUCUUCUUGGCUUUUCAUUAUCGAACGCACACUUUCAGAGUAUCUAGAAUACGAUACGUUCAAACUCGUCGAGUGCUUCAUCUUAUUCACCGCGCGUUUGUCUCGAUAGUCGUGAUUUUUUUCCCCGCUCGGAACGUCGUGAAUCUUCGUUUUACGUACCGUUGAAGCUUCAUGAUUUCCUGUUGUUUCAGGUGACAGUCAGAGACGAUGGAAGGCCGUCUUUGUCGUCGACGACCCGCGUCGUGAUCGCGGUGGCAGACAUAAACGACCACGGUCCAGAGUUCGAGCAAAAGUUCUACACCGUUCAGAUCCCAGCCUCGCCGUCCACCGACAAGCCGCUCUUCCAGAAAUCGAGGAACCGCUCGCGGGAGUUCGACCUUUCGAUCGAUACGUUACUAGAGAAUGGAACUUGGGAGACAUUUAGCCCCGACAGCUUGUCUGGAGAUCCUAUCUUCAGGGUACUCGCGAACGAUAAAGACAUCGGUGAGAAUGGGAAGAUCCAGUACAGCAUCAAGGGUGGCCGCGGCAAGGGCAAGUUCAAAAUCCACCCUACCACGGGGAUGGUGUACUCUCAGCGUGGUUUCGAGGCUGGACAGGAAUACGAGAUGAUGAUAAGGGCCGCCGACAGCGGGGAACCGCAGCGCAGUCAUCAAACACGGGUGUCCGUGCAAGUUGUCGAGGUACCGAAGGAAUCCGAGAACCCGCCAGUCUUCAAGACGAACAAUCAGAGCGUCGAGGUUACGGAAAGCGACGAGGUAGGCUUCCUCGUGGCUCUCGUCCAGGCCACCGACAAGGACGGCGACUCCCUGUGGUAUGACAUUAUCGACGGUGACAAACGAGACGAGUUUUUCAUCGGCCGGGACAACGGGAACGUGCUGUUGGCGAAGAGGCUCGAUUGGGAGACGCAGAACUUUUACAACCUGACGAUCCGCGUCACGGACAGCGUGCUGACGGCCGUGACGCAACUAUUGGUCACGGUGAUCGACAUCAAUGACCACCGGCCGGAAUUCACCGAGAGCAUUUAUCACGUGGACAUCUCGGAGAACGUGGAGAAAGGCGAGAAGAUCCUGCAGCUGCACGCGACCGACGAGGACGAGGACAAGAAGGUGUUCUACAGCCUUCACGCCGCCCAGAAUCAGGCUUCCUUGGAGAUAUUCCACGUGGACUCGGUGACGGGAGCGGUUACCCUGAACGAGGUGCUCGAUCGGGAGGCCAUCGAGGAACACGUGCUCACGGUGAUGGUGAAAGACCAAGGAACGCCCGCGAAACGAAAUUACGCGAGAGUGAUAGUGACGGUGCACGAUCACAACGACCACGCGCCGGAAUUCAUCAGCGAGAUCAUCCAGGGCAAGGUGUACGAAACGUCUCCGAUUGGCGCCGCCGUGGUACAAGUCUACGCUAUAGACAGGGACAGAGGGGGGAACGCGAAAAUAACGUAUUCGAUCACAUCUGGCAACGUGGGUAACAUGUUCGUGAUAGAUCCGGAUCUAGGUGUGAUUCGCGUGGCUCGAGAAUUGGAUCUCAGUGUAUCCUCGGAGUACAUACUGCUGGUGAAGGCGACGGAUCACGGUUCUCCGGCUUUGUCUAACACCGUGCCUGUACACGUGAUGGUCACCAUGGCUGACAACGCCCCUCCCAGGUUCAUUCAAAAAGAACUGUCCGCCGAGAUCUACGAGAACCAGCAGCUAGGUACGUACGUGAAACACGUGGAAGCCAGGAGCACGUCCUCGUUGCAGUUCGAGAUCGUGCAAGGUAACAAGGACGACACGUUUUUCAUGAAUCCAAGUACGGGCAUCAUAGUGAUCAAGAACGAGCUAGACUACGAGAAGACCAAGUUUUACAAUCUGACGGUAGCGGCGACCAACAUGGCCAGCGCGAGGGCGCACUGCAACGUGAUCGUUCACGUUCUGGAUCGAAACGACAACGCGCCGAGGUUCCUGCAAGCAACGUACAGCGGAGAGAUAAGCGAGGGCGCUAGCAUAGGCUCGUUGGUACUGACCAACAGCAGCACCCCGUUGGUCAUAAAGGCCGAGGACGCCGACUCCGAAUUGAACGCCCUUUUGAACUACGACAUCGUCGAGGAUUUGCCUCGGAAAUACUUCCACAUAGACUCGAGCACCGGUGCCAUCAGGACCGUGAUGGUUCUGGAUCACGAGAGCAUUCCCAAGUUUACCUUCCACGUGAAGGUUUCCGAUCUGGGCAAACCGAAACUGUCUUCCGAGACCACCGCCAAGGUCAUGAUCGUAGUGACCGAUGUCAACGACUGUCCGCCCAAGUUCCUUGAAAACGACUACAACGCCACUGUACUGCUGCCCACGUAUAAGAACGUCGCGGUGAUCCAAGUGAGCGCCGCAGAUCCGGACAGUUCCGAAGGAGUCCCGCUCAGGUACGACAUCAUCGACGGGAACAAAGCGCACACGUUCGACAUAGAGCCUCAGACGGGCGUGAUCACGGUUUAUAAUCCGGAACGUAUGAAGAGAAGCUACCUGCUGAGGGUCCGUGUCUCCGAUGGGAAGUACUCGAACGUCUGCCAGGUGAACGUGAUGGUGGAGAAGUCGGAGAACUCCGGGUUGAUGUUCCAGAAGGACGUCUACGAGGGAACGAUCCCGGAGAACUCGACGAGGAUCACGACAGUGGCCGUUGUGAACGUUUUGGGCAGCGCGCUCAACGAGCACAUUGUCUUCAGCAUUCUGAACCCGACCGACAUGUUCGUAAUUGGGCCGACAUCCGGCGCGAUCCGCACCACCGGGAUUAGAUUCGAUCGGGAGGUUUGCGAGCAUUACGAACUGAUAGUGGAGGCGAAGAGUCACAUGCCGAGUAAAGAGAAGCCAAGGGUGGCGCACGUGAUCGUGAACGUCACUAUAUUGGACAUCAACGACAACUGUCCAAUGUUUGUUAACUUGCCCUAUUACGCCGUCGUGUCCGUGGACGCGCAGAAAGGCGACGUACACGCGGUAGACAUGGACAGCGGCGACAACGGAGAAGUCAGGUACGAAUUGAAAAAAGGUCACGGGGAGCUGUUCAAGGUGUGCCGGAAAACGGGCGAGAUAUCCCUGAAACAGAAUCUGGAGGGUCACAAUCGUGAAUAUCAGCUCACUAUUGCCGCGUAUGACGGAGGCAUAACACCGUGCUCGAUCGAGGUGCCGGUGAACGUGAAGGUGAUAGAUCGGUCGAUGCCAGUGUUUGACAAGCAAUUUUAUACGGACAGCGUGUUGGAAAGUAUCGAGAUACAUUCGCCCCUAGCUUUGUCUAUUCAAGCUGAGUCACCGUUGAAUCGCAAGCUCAUAUACAGUAUAACUAAAGGCAACGAUUUCGAGGAAUUCGCUCUGGAUUUCAACACAGGUGUAAUCUACGUGGUGGACGAGCUGGACUACGAGCAGAAGAAACAGUACGAGCUGACGGUUCGCGCGACGGACAGCGUAUCAGGCGUGUACGCGGAGGUGCUCGUUAGCAUUCUGGUGCUCGACGUGAACGAUUGCCCGCCCGAAUUCACUCAGGACUCGUACAACAUCUCGGUGUCCGAGGCUGCGCCGUUCGGCACUUCCGUGUUGAGAGUCAGCUCGAGAGAUAACGACACGGACAUAAACGAGCAGGUUCGCUAUGCGAUUCAGAACGACACGGAGAACAGCACGGACUUGUUCCACAUCGAUCCGGAGGAGGGUGUGAUCUUCCUGAAGAGAUCUCUGGACCACGAGGCUCACGAGUCGCAUCACUUCACGGUGAUCGCGAUCGAUCGCGGGGUGCCCAGCCUCUCGAGCACGGCUCACGUCUGGGUGACAGUGAUCGACAUGAACGACAACCCGCCCAAGUUCGAGCAACCAUCGUACACCUGCUCGUUGUCGGAACACGCGGAACGGGGUCAAUUCGUGACGGUGGUGUCCGCCAGCGAUCCGGACUAUGUGGACGAUAAACUUACGUACACGAUAGUCGGCGGUAACGAGCAACAAACGUACAACAUCGACCAGUCCACCGGCAUCAUCUCGCUGAUCAAUAUGCAGAACUUCGGCGAGAAGAAGCUCAGCAUGCUGAACGUCUCCGUCACCGAUAACGUGUACACGAGCUUCGCGCGAGUCAAGAUCGAGAUCUUGCCCGCUAACAGGCACAAUCCCAAGUUCCCGAAUCCCGUGGUCGAGGUAACGGUGUUCGAGAAUCAGUUGCCUGGCAGACUGGUCACGAGCGUGAUUGCCACCGACGAGGAUUUCGGUGAAUACGGCACGGUGAUAUACACGAUCGCUUCCGACCUGAUGAAAGAAAUAUUCGACAUAAAUAGACUGACCGGCGAGAUUGUAACUCGAAAGAAAUUGAAUCGAGAGGAACAGAAGUUGUACGAGAUACCGGUGAUGGCCACCGACGGGGGCGGCAGGUCGGGUUUCGUGAUCGUCAGGGUCAGAGUCGGAGAUGAGAAUGACAAUUCGCCCGUGUUCCUGCUGACAGAGUAUAAAGCCAGUAUUCACGGAAAUUUGACUAUUAACACGCCGUUCCUCAAGGUAAAGGCCGUGGACGCUGACGAGGAUGACGCUGCGAGGAUUGUCUAUUCGAUAUACGAACUGCAGACUUCGGAGGCGAAGGCGCUGUUUGGCAUCAAUCCUGACACCGGCGCGUUGUUCCUGCAGAAAAGUGCGAUACCAUGGGAAAACCAAUUAUUCGAGCUGUUUAUUCGCGCGGAAGACAAGGGUGGAGCGACGACUCAUCACGCCGACGUUCCUCUUAACAUUUACAUAAUGGGGCCCCAAGAUAUUCCACCUCUCUUCGAACGAAAAGAGGACAAAUUCUUCAUAUCAGAAGCGUCUCCCAUUGGGACGCCAAUAACAAGACUAAAAACCGUGACCAACACCACGGUCACGUACAGAAUAGUUUCCGGCGACGAGGAUUCCCCGCUCUUCACGAUCGACGCUCAUGGACAGAUCACUUUAGUUAAACCACUGGAUCGCGAGCUCAAGGACAAUCAUUUGAUCGGAGUCCUCGCUGAAACGGACUCCAGUCCACCAUUGACAGCUCUGGCCGAAAUAUCGCUGCAAGUGUUGGAUGAGAAUGAUCAUGCCCCGAAAUUCGAGAGCAAUCCGUAUGGUAUCAGCUUGGCGGAGAAUAUAGAGGAAGGAACGUCGAUCUUGAAAAUUGUCGCGCACGACGAUGAUCUGGGUAGCAACGGCGAGGUUCGAUACUCCUUCGGCUCGGACAUCGGCGAACUGGCGAACGUCUUCACCGUGGAUACGUACACCGGCUGGAUAUCGACGCUGGUUCUGCUUGACAAGGAGAAACAACCAGAGUACAAGUUUCAAGUGGUCGCUACUGACAAUGGGAAUCCGAAACACUUCGCGAGGACUUCCGUGCACGUGAAGCUGAAGGAUUACAACGACAAUGCCCCGGCGUUCGUGGACGAUCGUUACGAAGCAGCGGUAAACGAAGACGCUCUGCCGGGAACGGUGGUGGUGAAAUUGAUCACCGUGGACAAAGAUUCGGACGUAAAUACGCCGAUUGAGUUCUACAUAACAUCCGGCGACUCGAGAUCUCAGUUCCAGAUCAGAUCAACCGGCGAGGUAUACGUGGCGAAGGCUCUGGACCGGGAGACGAUCGAUCGUUACGAGUUGGAAAUAGUCGGCACCGACGGCAAAUACGUCUUCAAGACUCGUGUAACGGUGCAGGUGCUCGACGUGAACGACAAUCCACCGUACUGCCUGAGGUAUCGUUAUCGAGAGAUCCUGUCCGAGGGAUCGCAUCCUGGAACGUACGUGCUCACUGUCCUGGCCACUGAUUACGACGACGAACCAAACGCCAAGCUACGUUUCUAUCUGACCGGCGACAACAACGACAAAUUCUCGUUGGACAAAGAGACAGGCGUAUUGAAAACGAUCGGCCAGCUCGAUCGAGAGACUCAAGCGAAGUAUUCGCUCACGGCCCACGUGCAGGACAGAGACAAACCGUCGUGGGAAUGCUCCUCUCAACUAGAGAUCCUAGUCUCAGAUUUGAACGAUAACGCGCCGAAAUUCACCAUGCAAACGUACAGCGCCACACUGCCGGAAGACGUGGAGGUCGGCACGUUGGUAACCAAGGUACACGCCACGGACGAUGACAUCGGCAUUAAUCGUAAGAUCAGAUAUGAAUUCAUCGACUCUGCCGACGGCCAUUUCCUCGUCGCAGCGGACAGCGGCAUCGUUACGCUCGGCAAGCCGCUCGACAGGGAAACGAAGGCCAUGUACAACGUGACUAUACAGGCGGUUGAUCAGGGGACUCCUCAGUUGAUGAGUAUGACUUCGUUGAUCGUCAACGUGCAGGAUAUCAACGACAAUCCGCCGGAGUUUGCGUCCAAGGUCUACUUCUCGAAGGUUCCUGAGAUCUACGCGGUUGGAACGGAAGUGGCUCGAGUUCUUGCAACGUCGAAGGACACCGGAGUCAACGCCGACGUUUAUUACUCGAUCGUUGGCGGAAACGAGCACAAGAAGUUUCAAAUAGACGCGCGUACCGGUGUGAUCACCAUCGCGGAACAAUUGGACUUCGAACGCGCCAGGGAUUAUUUCUUGACCAUCCAGGCCGUGGACGGAGGCAUCCCGCCUUUGAGCAAUCACGCCACGGUGAAUAUCACCGUGAUCGAUAGCAACGAUAACGCGCCGAUAUUCAGCGAAGUUUCGUACAGGGCAUCAAUACGCGAAGACGCGAAGAUCGGAGAGAAAGUUACCCAGGUAUUCGCAAACGACUUGGAUAGCGAGGAGAACGGGAACGUGUCUUAUUACAUCGAACGAGGUGACAGGCAGAAGCAAUUCUCGAUCGAUCAGAAAACGGGGCAAAUUACUGUCGCCGCGCCACUGGAUCGCGAAGAAGUCAGUAUAAAUCAUACGCGCCGUUCAUUACGUAUCUUAAUGCGGCUGUGGCCGAUUUGCAAUGCAAUCUACAACGAUAUUUCAUGUUUCCAGAUCGGUAAUUACGUAUUGGAGGUUCAUGCCCGGGACAGCGGCAUACCUAUACUCUCGAGCUUCGUGAUGGUAAACAUCGAGGUUCUAGAUGCAAAUGACAACCCGCCGCUGUUCUCCCUUUCAAAUUAUACCGCGGUGGUGCAAGAAGACAAGUCCCUGGGCCACACCGUGUUACAAUUCCUGGUCACAGACGCCGAUAUCGAGCCGAACGCCGCGCCGUACACCUUCGACUUCCGGUCUGGCAACGAGGGCGACGCUUUCAGACUGGAGCAGGACGGCACGCUGCGAACCGCCACCAAAUUCAACAACAGGGUGAAAGACAAAUACGUGUUGCAUAUACGCGUCUUCGACAACGGAAGUCCGCCUCUCUAUUCUGACGCGUGGGUCGUGAUCAAAGUGAUCGAGGAAUCCCAGUAUCCGCCGCAAAUCACGCCUCUGAAAGUCGUUAUUAUUUCCUACAUGGACGAGUAUCCUGGUGGAAUCAUUGGAAAAGUUCACGCGACCGAUCAAGAUCAAUACGACACGCUUGCGUACGAUUUGGUCUCGUCCUCUCCUAUACCGAACGAUCUCUUUCAGAUCGAAAAGCUCGACGGCACGUUGGUGGCCCUCCCGCGACUCGACGUCGGCGAGUAUAGGGUGAACGUUAGUGUCACGGACGGGAAAUUUCAUUCGUAUUCUGUCGUCAAGGUGGACGUUGAUCUGGUAACGGAAAAGAUGUUGGAAAAUUCCGUGAUCGUGAGAUUCAGGGAGGUCAGCCCGGAGGACUUUGUACUAAGGCAUCGCGAGAGGUUCAUUAAAACCGUGCGCAACGCGCUGAACCGCAGAUCGGAAGAUGUCGUUAUUAUCAGCGUCCAACCUUCUACCGACGAAGUGAAUCUCAUCAAAUCUCGCACUAUUCGCCAAACCGUUCACAACGAUCUCGACCUCCUGUUCGCCGUGAAGAAGAGCUCCUCGCCUUUGGGAUCGUCGACCUUUUAUACCUCCGAGAGUAUCCGCGAGGCGUUGAAUCAGCGUAUCGAAGAACUCGAGCAAUCGACGAAAUUAGUCGUGGAAGAAAUCGUCAGAUCUAAAUGCAACAAAGAAUACUGCGUCUACGGGGAUUGCCAGGACAGAAUCAUUCUCGAUGUUAACCACAUAACGCCCAUAGCUACCGACGUGAUCAGUUUCGUGUCGCCGCGGCACAAGCACAAGAUGGAGUGCAGCUGCAAAGAAGGAUACGCCGGGAAUCAUUGCGAGGUAGUUGUCAACGAGUGUGCCAGGGAUCCUUGCCCACCGUUCAAGGUCUGUAUUCCCGAUUCCUCGGUCCAAGGAUACUCUUGCCAAUGCCCGGAGGGCUUCGCCGGGCAAACCUGCGACAUCGACAUCUCCAAGUGUCACGACGAGUCUUGUUACAUCCCACGGAAUCCGAUAUCAUUCAGCGGCAAGAGCUACGCUCGUUACAAGAUCGACAAAGCCCUGAUCAGGCAGACGAUCGAGGAUCGACUCAGUUUGUCGUUGAGGAUCAGAACGGUGCAAUUAACUGGAAACUUGAUGUACGCGGCCGGCAAGGUCGACUACAACAUACUGGAAAUCGUGAACGGAGUCGUUCAGUACAAGUUCGAUCUGGGCAGCGGGGAGGGUUUAGUCCGCGUGAGCAGCGUUUACGUGAGCGACGGACAGUGGCACGAGAUUCAAUUGGAACGAGAAAGCAACAACGCCAAAUUGAUCGUAGAUGGGAAGGGCGUGGCUCAUGGAUCAGCGCCCGGUAUCAACGACAUUCUGAACCUUCAGUCCGACGAUCUUUACUUGGGCGCCGAGGUCAAGCAACACCCGUCCAUUCUGGGCUUCGAGGAUGUUCAACGUGGUUUCAUAGGAUGCAUGGACGACGUCAGAAUCGCGAGAGUCUCGGUACCGUUGCACAUGAGCGGUGCCAGUAGCGUAGCUGUUCUGAAACGCUUCGCGAACGUGGAAUUCAGCUGCGACGCCGCCACGGUUCUUGUGCCGCCGGGCAUCUGCGGUUCGCAGCCGUGUCAAAACGGCGGCACCUGCAAGGAUUCCGGUGGCGAGAACUACGAGUGUCAAUGUCACAGCAGAUUCGCGGGGAUCGUUUGCGAGAUCGAUACCGAUCCUUGCGCCUCGUCGCCCUGUCUUUACGGCGGCCGUUGCAAAGUGACACCGGAAGGAGGCGACUACACCUGCGAGUGUGUCGGUCCGAGCUUGAGUGGGAAACGCUGUGAAUUUGGAAGAUAUUGCAGCCCGAACCCGUGCAUUCACGGCGGAGUCUGCGAGGAGGGCAACAACGGGCCGAUAUGCAAAUGCCAAGGAUUCAUGGGAGAACGUUGCGAGACGGACGUUAACGAAUGCGACGCCAAUCCGUGCACGAACGGAGGGACCUGCGUAAACGAAAUCGGGACGUACAGGUGCAUCUGCCCCCCUAACAUGACCGGACUAAAUUGCGGCAACCCGGCGUAUUCCACGCCGAUUAUAUCGAGCCACUUCAGAAUCACCUGGGAGCAGCUAAUGUGGAUUGGCGUCGCUCUAGCAGUAAAUGUGUUCCUAAUCGUCAUAUUCCUCGCCUUUCGACGAAUCAGGAUGAAACGGACAAGGGCGCGGGCGAACAAUAUCAACAACGAGACCAGGAAGCAAAUUGUUUUGAAUUCGGCGCGGCCUCACGAGCACGAGUUCAAACGAAGCUCGAAAUUGAGCAAUCUGGAAGUGAUACAGAGAGAACCUCCCCAAUGCCCUCCUAGACCCGCUUCCUACACUCCCAGCUCGAACAACGAACCAGCCGCGUAUGGUAACUCGGCAGCAGUGGCGCUAAAUAAUCUAGACACGCUGCGCAGUUAUGGCAGUGCCGGCGACGAGCUAGAGAAUUUCCCGCCAGAUUAUUUGAGAAACCUAAACCGCAGCACACCUGUGCCCCCUCCGUCCUUAACCCUCGCUAACCCAGUCGGCGGAAACGCUGCAGGCAGCGAUACGGAUAGCCUUCAUAAGCCAACCUGGCAAGAGCAGAUGCAACUAGCUUCCUUCAUCACGGACACGACAAAGAUCAAGAACGACCUGAAACGAGCGAGCCCAGUGGUACCGGAGCUGACCACUGGAGGACUUCUACUAAAUUCUUCUUCUCGACGCGUGCCUCAUGGAGGUGGGACCUCCGUUGCCUCCAUGACGUCCAUCGAGGAUGAUCCUCGUAUAGUCGGUGGGUAUCACUGGGAUUGUUCAGACUGGGUCAGGCCAAGCCAAAACCCCUUGCCUAAUAUCACGGAGGUGCCUGGAAGCGAAGUACCAGACUCGUCCAGCUUCCACAGCAACGAGAGUAACGAAUCAAACACUCAUCAGUUACCGUCAGUGCACGGCUCUGUAGAUCCAGCGCGGGACAUCGAGACGUUGAACGAAGAUCAAGAGUCGGAGUACGUCGGGGACUCGGAGUGCGGGACUGAGUUUUCCGAGCAGUAUCAGUGCGCGGAAACGCAACGUCUGAAUCCGCUGGACAGCGGCGGCGAGGGAGAGUACAAGUAUAAAGGCUCCGAGAGUUAUCUCCGCCAUCCGAACUCGUAUCUGCCGCAUUACAACAUCCACACGGACACGGAGAACGAAACGAACCCGUUGAAUGGACGUCUUAGUACUUUAGAAUCCGACGAGGAGGAAGACGACGUAGUGCCUUAUGGUUUCCCAAGCAGUCGACGCAACCGAUGCCACAAGGGGGACGAGGUCGACGACAUCGGUUCGGUGAUCACCACGCUCGAGGAGAGAAAUUCGCUGUUGGGCGGUGCGACCAGCAACAGCGACUUGUCCACCAACUUGUGCGAGAUCGACGACUCCGAGUACGAGAUCGCCGAUCAGAAGAGCAACGGCCGCCUGUGGUUGUCGGGGAACGGUAUCACGCAGACCUCGGUGUGACAAACAGUGGUGCCACGACUUGAGAACAGACUGUACGUGAUCGUGUUUUUCUGUGCAUCUUGAAUAAAAGACAGUGCGAAUGUUAUGUGAAUAUAUACAAUGAUGAAUUAUUGUACAUACGUAUUAUAUAUCGGCGCAGACGAUAGGGGGAAAGGUAAAAGAGUGUGUACAGAGGCAGCUAUGAGUAUAAGGAAAUUGAUGAACACGAGCUAAUUGGAAAGAACGGUACGGAAGCAAUCGCAUACUGAUGAGCCAACGGUGCGCACCGUCGUUCGCGCAUCGUACCUCGAAUCUCCUAUGUAGGUAGAGCUUAGGUACUCCGACGUACUUAAUCCCGCGAUCCUCGAAACGAUUACAUUCGGCCGCAAGCGUGAAAAAGAAAAAGAAAAAGAAAAAGAAAAAGAACACGUACAUGUAUCUGGGAGCAAUUCUUCUUUUCGUACGACUUUCGUUGUACGUUUCACGGUAAUUAAAAUAGGGCCAUUUGACGAAUUGGCGAUUCGGUGGUUUUUAUCGCACGUUCUGUCGAUGACGAAUUCAUUUGAUAGACGAUUUUACGAUAUAUAUACAUAUAUGGACCAUUAAGAGU